CUUGAUACUCUUCCAUUGAACGCCACGGCGCGCAAUGCUCCUCGCCCAAGCCAUCACCCAAAUGGCUCCGCCACAAUGUCUGCGCUGUCUGAGAAACUCUCUCCAACUCGUUGAACAUCGCAGUCUCAUCCAACCCCCCACACGAGCCGCCUUUUCCACCACUUCCCUCCUUUCCGCCAAAGCUGCCCAGCCCAGGAAAACCGCCGGCACUUCCAACAAGUCCAAGACGUUGCGUCUCUCCAAGAACAUCCGUCAAACGGCCGGCAAACCCCCUGCCCGAGGCGAACGAAAAGCAGUGCGCAAGCGGAUCGUGCUCAGCAACACCAAUGCGCUCGAGGUCGAUGGCUUGCAGGAUUUGACCGCCGAUAAACUGGCGAGACACUCUGAGGGGACGGUCGCGCUGCAGACUUUCACGGGCCAAGUGCUUGGCUUUAGUGACGAGACUGUAGACGCGCUACGGGCUCUGGAGUCGUUCAAGCCCACGCAAGCAUGGAGUUUGUUCAGACGGCCGGCGAGUUUGGUGCGAAAGGAGACGGCGGCGCUGGCGAAUGAUAUGGCGGAUACGGAAACGGAUACAUCAAAAGUGGCGAGAAAGAUGGUGUUUGGCGAAAAGGGAAGUGGCAAGAGCGUCUUGUUACUGCAGGCACAUGCUAUGGCAUUCGUGAAGGAUUGGAUCGUGGUGCAUUUCCCCGAGGGACAAGAUCUGACGAUUGCACACUCGGCUUAUGAGCCUCUGCGAACACCGAAUGGGAGGAUCUAUGUCCAACCGCAGUACACCGCCAAGCUAUUGCUCAGCAUCGCCAACGCUAACCAAGCUCUGCUCUCGUCGCUGCAACUGAGCAGAGACCACCAAUUGCCCUUCUCCGUGCAAUCCAACAUGUCGCUUUUCCGCUUUGCCGAGCUCGGAGGUCGCGACCCCACUAUCGCAUGGCCAAUCUGGCAAGCCCUGUGGGCGGAGCUCCUCACUCCAGCAACCAAAGCUGUACAACGACCACCCGUGCUCGUCACAAUGGAUGGUGCAGACCAGGUGAUGCGAGUCUCCGCCUACCUCGAUCCAGAAGCCAAGCCCGUCCACGCACAUGAUCUCGCUCUGGUGCGAGACUUUGCCAAUCUGCUCUCCGGCCGGACCCAGCUGCCAAACGGCGGCAUGGUCCUCGCAGCAACGUGUGCAUCGAACCGCGCCGCAUCCCCAACGCUGGACUAUUGCCUCUCCAGGACGUACAUCAAACAGGAGAAGGCAUCGAAUGCUUGGCAUCUCCUGCCUCUGCGGGGACCGAGCUGGGAUCCUUACCAGCUCAAAGACGCUCGCGUGGAAUCUGCGGUGAUGAAUGUGAGCGCGCUGAAGUUGCAGGGCUUGAGCAAGGACGAGGCGAGGGGCGUAUUGGAGUACUAUGCCAAGAGCGGCGUGUUGAUGAAUGCGGUGACGGAUGGGUUUGUGAGCGAGAAGUGGUCGUUGGCUGGUCACGGGGUGAUUGGAGAGUUGGAGAAGGGGACUGUGAGGAUGCGAUUCUAGCCUGUAUAAAAUGUCUAAAGCAAUACACUA
Molecule: messenger RNA, 1543 nt
Organism: Neohortaea acidophila
Lineage: Eukaryota; Fungi; Ascomycota; Dothideomycetes; Mycosphaerellales; Teratosphaeriaceae
Product: mitochondrial ribosomal death-associated protein 3-domain-containing protein
Exons: 1
Coding region: 35-1513 (492 amino acids)
Cellular component (GO): mitochondrial small ribosomal subunit
Molecular function (GO): structural constituent of ribosome
Source: RefSeq, a predicted model, not a curated record